UGUGUAGAGAGAGAGAGAGAGAGAGAGAGGAAGGGCGUGUGAUAUACGAUUGACCAUCCACAUGUGGGAAGCCGUCCUGGCAGGAGAAGCAUCCUCCUCUCCUGCUGUUAAUGCUGCUGCUCUUCUCUCUUUUUGGGUGUCAAAGAAGAAGAAGAAGAAGAAGAGAGCGACUGAGGGAGAGAGAGAGAGAGAGAGAGAGAGAGAGAGGAAGAGAGAGAGAGAGAAUCCCUCAGACAAGCAUCGAGGCUGACACACUAGAAGAGAGGAGCUGAGAGGGGAAACAAUAUUUGGAACAUUGCAGUGUGGCGCUCUUAUCUGGAUACUCCUACAAAGACGCUACCAGGCUGAUCAAGAGGAUAAGAGAUGGAAAGGCCCUACAAAGCACGCCCUUCCAAACUUGGCGCUACUUCUCCAUGGCCUUGACUUUUCUCCAUACAAGCAGUAAGCAGUGACGGACAGGAAGGACAUCAUCAUUGAGAUCCAGGUUGUGCAGAAAAAAACCAAGCCAACUUGGAGGAACCUUUUUGUACAGCAGUGUUGGAACUCCUUGUAAGGACCCAGAGCCUGAGGGUGGCCCCACCAUGAAACCUUCCAUCAUCGUGGUCCCCCCCUCUAGCCUCCUGCUGGUCCUGAUGUGCUGCCCCCUGCUGGGGCUCGUCCAGUCUGCCAGCAGUAACAAAGCCAGCGACAACAAACUUGGCGAGUCGGACCCCCAGCGCUGUAUGAGGCAUCACUUUGUAGAGACCAUCGCCCACCCCAUUUAUAAGUGCAACUCCAAGAUGGUUCUGCUUGCGCGUUGCGAGGGCCACUGCAGCCAGACCACACGCUCCGACCCACUCAUCUCCUUCAGCUCGGUGUUGAAGCAGCCCUUCAAGAGCUCCUGCUCCUGCUGCCGGCCGCACACCUCCAAGCUCAAGGCUGUGCGGCUGCGGUGCACGGGCGGCACUCGUAUAACUGCCACCUACAGAUACAUCCUGGCUUGCAACUGCGAGGAGUGCAGCUAAGAUAAGCUAAGCUAAACCUCCACCACUCGGAACUCUUCUCUUUUUUUUUUUUAAAUUGAAAUGCUGCAUCAUCUUUACUGGAACACACCUGCACCAACUUUGUCCCCCGCUCCCUCCCCAAUUUUACACACUCCAUCACAGGCUUUUUUUUGGCAAAGUGGUCAGGUGGACUAUAAAAAGAUGGCGGCCGACGUCAGUGGCGUCAGUCUGUGUGAGGUGUUUCUUCAAUGUGGUCUAUUUGAAUCUCCUGUGAUGUUCCUGUAAUAUCACGCUGGAUUUAUACAAGCUUCUAUGUCUCGCUCUCUCUCUCGCGCGCGCGCUCUCUCUCUCGGAGGACACGUUUCCUCGUGGACUUCCUGUUAAUCCUCUUCCAAGAAUAAUGGAAUCUCACACUGACUGACUGACAGAUUGGGUCAAUUCUUCAAGUCAUCACCACGUGAAGUCACAGUCGGUUUAGUUCUGUCCAAUCACGGUGUUCUCCCUUCAUUAAAGUACAUAUUUUGUCAAAGCAAACUAAGAAUUUAGUGUAUUUUUAUUUGGAUUUGAUUCAUUUUAUAGUGUUCAAUCAGCUUAAAUCUUUCCAAUCAGGCUCUUUGACGCCCUCUGGUGGCCAGUUGUUUCAGACACGCCACAUUAGUCAAUAAAUACAAAAGAUAUAUGUAUAUAAAUAAGAUAAACGCCUGUCAAAAGCAGAAUCUUUUUUUAUUUUAAAUAAAAAAAUUUUGAACAA
Doryrhamphus excisus (bluestripe pipefish) is the source of this 1734-nucleotide messenger RNA. It is a transcript of the gene ndp, whose product is annotated as norrin cystine knot growth factor NDP. Gene Ontology annotation, molecular function: cytokine activity; frizzled binding. The record is from RefSeq and is a predicted model, not a curated record. Gene Ontology annotation, biological process: Wnt signaling pathway; Norrin signaling pathway; positive regulation of DNA-templated transcription. NCBI's taxonomy places the organism in Eukaryota, Metazoa, Chordata, Actinopteri, Syngnathiformes, Syngnathidae.